Harmonia axyridis is the source of this 2338-nucleotide messenger RNA. Its product is annotated as 1,4-alpha-glucan-branching enzyme. Gene Ontology annotation, biological process: glycogen biosynthetic process. Gene Ontology annotation, cellular component: cytoplasm. The coding region runs from base 190 to 2268 and encodes 692 amino acids. Lineage: Eukaryota; Metazoa; Arthropoda; Insecta; Coleoptera; Coccinellidae. The transcript is spliced from 8 exons. The record is from RefSeq and is a predicted model, not a curated record. Gene Ontology annotation, molecular function: cation binding; 1,4-alpha-glucan branching enzyme activity; hydrolase activity, hydrolyzing O-glycosyl compounds.
UUAAUGUUUGACAUUACCCGGUCUCCUAAAUUUGAAACGCAGUGCGAUAACCUUCGAUCUUUAAUCAAUUUUAAAUAAUAAAUUUGUAUGAGACAUAUCUUUUGCUUCAUAUGAAAACGUCAUUCAGUGCUUAACCUACUCCAUACAUGUUCUCUUGAAGUGCAUUAAGGUUUUUGAACAGUCAACAUCAUGGGUGGAAAAUAUUCUUCUCAAGAUCCCAUGCUAGUAGAUGUACCAGAAAUUAAAAACUUAUUAGAACGGGAUCCCUAUUUGCAGCCUUACGAAAAGGAAAUAAGACGCCGAUAUGCAUGUUUUAAAGAUAUGCUGGAAUCAAUUGAAGAGAAUGGAGAAGGUUUAGACACAUUUACUAAGGGCUAUAAAUAUUAUGGUGUUAAUGUACAGCAGGAUAAUACAAUUAUAUGUAGAGAAUGGGCGCCUGGAGCACGCCAGUUAUAUUUAACUGGAGAUUUCAAUGGUUGGAACAGAGAGAGCCAUCCUUAUAAGAAACUAGAAUAUGGGAAAUGGGAAUUAAUUCUACCACCUAAUCAGGAUGGAAGCUGUGCCAUACCACAUCUGUCUGAACUUAAGGUUGUUGUGGAGACUCAGAGUGGAUCUAAGGAAGACAGAAUAUCACCUUAUGCAACCUAUGUUGUAGAACCUCCAAAAUCAGAAGGAACAAUCUACAAACACAGAUUCUGGAACCCUUUACAAACUCAGCGGUAUAUUUUCAAGAAUAGGAAAGUACAGCGGCCUAAAAGUCUGAGAAUUUAUGAAUGUCAUGUCGGUAUUGCCACCCAGGAACUCAACGUAGGUACUUACGACAACUUCACUGACAACAUUCUACCUAGAAUUGUAAAACAAGGAUACAAUACGAUACAGCUUAUGGCAGUUAUGGAACACGCGUAUUACGCUAGUUUUGGUUAUCAAGUAACCAGUUUUUACGCAGCUUCUAGUCGAUAUGGUACUCCGGAACAACUGAAAAGAUUAGUCGAUAGAGCACAUGAGUUGGGUUUGGUAGUGCUCUUGGAUCUCGUACAUUCACACGCUAGCAAAAAUGUACUCGAUGGUUUGAAUCAGUUUGAUGGUACAGAUUCCUGCUUCUUCCACGCUGGCCCAAGAGGAGAGCAUUCCUUAUGGGAUUCUAGGCUCUUCAAUUAUUGCGAAUUUGAAGUGCUGAGAUUUUUGUUGUCGAACAUUCGUUGGUUCAUGGAGGAAUACCAAUUUGACGGAUUUAGAUUUGAUGGCGUCACAUCAAUGUUGUACCAUUCUCAUGGUAUAGGUCAGGGUUUUGGUGGUCACUAUGAUGACUACUACAGCUUAGGAGUUGACACAGAAGGUGUUGUCUACCUUAUGUUGGCUAAUCACAUGAUACAUCACUUCCACAAAGAUGCCAUCACAAUUGCUGAAGAUGUUUCUGGAAUGCCUGGAACAUGCAGACCUGUAGCAGAGGGUUGCUUAGGCUUUGAUUAUCGUCUUGCUAUGGCCAUUCCUGAUAAAUGGAUAGAAUUAUUGAAGCACUGCUCUGAUGACGAUUGGGAUAUAGGUAAUAUUGUUCAUACUCUGACCAAUAGAAGAUGGAUGGAACCCAAUAUAGCUUAUUGUGAAUCUCACGAUCAGGCCUUGGUUGGGGACAAAACAAUAGCUUUUUGGUUGAUGGAUAAAGAGAUGUACACCCAUAUGAGUACCCUUUCGAGUCCAUCAUCAAUAAUUGAACGUGGAAUAUCUCUCCAUAAACUAAUCAGGUUUCUAACUCAUGGCCUUGGUGGAGAAGCUUACCUGAACUUCAUAGGCAACGAAUUCGGUCACCCAGAAUGGUUGGACUUUCCCAGAGAAGGAAACAACAGUUCCUACCUCUACGCCAGACGUCAGUGGAAUUUGGUCGAUGAUGAUCUUUUGAAAUAUAAGUUCCUGAAUGAAUGGGAUGCAGCCAUGAAUCAUGCUGAAGCCAGGUAUCAAUGGCUAUCCCAUGGACCAGCCUAUGUCAGUUGGAAACACCAAGACGAUAAAGUUAUCGUGUUUGAAAGGAACGGAGUAGUUUUUGUCUUCAAUUUCCAUCCCACCAAAAGUUUUGCAGAUUAUAAAAUUGGCUUGGAAGGAAGUGGACAGUACAAAAUUAUUUUAUGCUCAGACGAAUCACGUUUUGGAGGUUAUGAUCGCAUAGAUAUGUCGGUUCCUUUCUUCACCUCAGACGAAGGAUAUGCUGGAAGGAGACAUUCAUUGCAGGUAUAUGUACCAACUAGAUGUGCAAUUGCUUUGGCGAAAGCUUAAUCCAUCAAGUACUAUAUAAAUAUGUUAUAUUCAUUGUUUUUUAUGAAUAAAUUCUAUUUUGUUGAUUAUA